AUGCCGCCUCUGGCUCUCCCAGCGGCGCACGUAGACGGCUCUCAAAACCGCUCAGCCGCGUCUCCCGAGAUCGAGGUCAUGGACGAAGAUGACGACGCGGUUGAAGGCAUCUUAUUUCCCGACCCGAUACUCACUGAAGGGAUAGCUCGAUGUACUGAGUGUGUAUGGGAGGUGGUCGACGGGUUCUGUCAGGGUUGCGGUUUAGAGCACAACGAGUAUGAGGAGGAUCCGAUAGAACACAACGUGAUAGAGCCAUCUACCUCGACUGAGGAUGACAUGCUCCAUCCUGAUCGACAACUCGUCCCACGCGGAGACACGCCCCUGCGUGACAUCGACCCUGCCGCCGUUGAGCACGUACCCGCGGAUUACAACAUGCGAAAGGAAAUGUACCAUGCCUUACUCUCCCGUGGUGCUACGCGCGAGAUGUGCGUGCGGUAUGGUCUGCGCUUUCAUGAUGAGAGCGGCAUCGUCGCCUAUGCCGAUGAGGAUCUCUUCGAUGAUUUCACGGGAGACCUCGUCCAACCUGGAGACCGCUGGCAGAUAUGUCUUGGUCGGCGCAUUCACUUGGAAGACAGCGACAAGGACGGCUCCGUGUUCAUGACGGAACUUGUUGAACAGGUUACCUUGUUUCAGCAUGCUUCAUUUUAUGGACAUGGCAGUUGGGAAACGAUUCUCACUCAGCAAGGAGCACGCCGACGCCGACGCGUCUGGGUUACGCGACCAGUCGUCGGCGCAUACGAUCCGUACGGGGAAUCUAGCGGCACGGAUAGUGACGAAUACGACUACACCAACGACGAGAUCUCGGAGGAUGGCCUCGAUAUUGACCCUCGAGACCCCCCUGCAAGAACCUUUGCUGACGACUACGAGAGCGAGUCGGAGCCGGAGGACGAAGGCAUGGAUGUGGACCCGUCUUGGUCGGACGACGGGGAGAUCUACGAGCGCAAUGAUCCGGAGAUAGUCUUGCCCGAUAGCGCGUGGGACCCCUCGGAUCCCGGUGGUGCAGAAGAGGAUGAUAUGGAGAUGCCUGACUCCGACGAGCCGGGCAGCGAUUGGGACUCCGACGAGAUCAUGAGUGGCGAUGAGAUUGUACCUUACGUCGCUCGCUUGAAGUAUGAACGUGAAGAGCUUGCGUUGGACGGCUCCGAGGAGGAGGAGGAAGAGGAGGAGGAGGAGGACGAUGAGGACGAUGAAGAUGAAGAUGAAGAUGAAGAUGAAGAUGAAGACGGUGACCAUGGCGAAGGCCAGGGCGCCGAAACUGGUGAUACGCAGUCCCAUGGCGGAAAUGAUAGAGGGGGGGACGGGGAUGAGGAUGAGGAUGAGGAUGGAACACGCAGAGUUGUCCCGCAAGAUAACGAACCUGGCGCUGAAGUGGCAAAGGACCAAGCACCCGUUACGCCUAGUGCUGGACGAGAAGGCCACAACGAUGUAGCGGAAGGCAAGGACCUUGAGGAAACAGAUAUUCGUUCAUCUCAAGCAAGUAACGGGGAUCCCAACGCUGGAGGCGACGGGGCUGUUGCACCUCGGAACGAUGGCAUCGACAAGCUUCUGGAUAUCAUGCGGCAGCGCUCUACUACCACGAAUGAUAUCGACGCUCCUCAAGCAGCUGCUACGAGUUCCUCAACGCAACGUACGCAGGUCACUACGAACCGGCCGAAGAUAUAUUUUCGGCCGAAUCUUGACGUCAACUACUGGAGGAAACUGGUCGGAGAACCUGGCGGACCUCGGUACCAGUUCUCGUACUUGAUCGCUCCGAAAGUACCCGCACUUGAAGCCGAGCUCAAAUGGCACCGAGACUUAGCCGGUCAUCCCCUGCGCACGACCAUCUCUACGGGAAACAAGAAAGCGAAACUCAGACGAGUCAAGGAAUGCGUGGUGGCAUUCUGGGAAUACAGGGCAAGGCUCAUUCGUGAAGGCCAACUGGAGCGAUAUUGCUCUGGCACCUAUCCUUUAUGGCCGGCGUGGAUUCUGGACCUUGAACAACCUACGUUAUAG
Messenger RNA from Peniophora sp. CBMAI 1063, 1992 nucleotides. The record is from the annotation of a GenBank genome assembly. Lineage: Eukaryota; Fungi; Basidiomycota; Agaricomycetes; Russulales; Peniophoraceae.